AUGCUGGUGCCACAAGAGAAAACAUUCGAUGUGGCGAUUGUUGGUGCAGGCCCAGCAGGACUAAUUGUGGCGGCCUGGAUGGCGAUUGCGAAUGUCAAGACAAUACUCAUAGACAAGAACGCAUCCCCUCCGCCCUAUGGACAUGCUGACGGUCUGGAACAACGAAGCUUUGAAAUUUUAGAUGCAUUCCACCUCGGACAUGAUAUCUGGCAAAGCGCUCACAAGACUAUUCAAGUUGCAUACUGGGCUACUCUAGCUCAAGGCCGUAUAGAGGAGCGACUCAUCGCCUUUUUAAGGCAGCAUGAGAAUGUAGAGAUUCUUCGAAACCAUUACCCAAUCGACAUGCAUCGAAGGGGGAUCAUGGAAUGCACAUCCGGUCUCGUUAUUUGCUUGGUAGUGAUGGUGCCCAUAGUUGGGUCCGAAAACGCCUGGGUCUUGAAAUGCAAGGCGAAGCUACCCAGGAUCAUUGGGGCGUCUUGGAUUGCGUUCCAAUUACAGAUUUCCGUAAGAGAGCACUACUCGCUGCCCCAUCACGCAAAGCUAAUAUUGCGCCAAGCGGAUAUACGAAAGCGCUGCAUCAUCCACUCGCCAGCUGGAAACGCCAUGAUCAUCCCUCGCGAGCGACGCCUUGUUCGUUUCUAUGUCGAGCUUUGCAGACGGCCAGACGAGGGCGAGAAGUAUGGAGCGGAAGAAAUACUUGGCAAAAUCGUUGAGAUGUUAAAGCCAUAUCAUUUUUCAACGCAAAUUGUGGAAUGGGAAAGUACCUACUCAGUCGGGCGGAGACUCUGCAUGGGCUUGUCCACACGUGAUGUUGUCUUUCUAGCAGGCGACGCUAUUCAUACUCACUCCCCCAAAGCUGGGCAAGGGAUGAACACAAGCAUGCAAGACGCCUUUAAUCUCGGAUGGAAGUUGGCUUACGUGGUGCGAGGAAUGGCUUCUUCAAAAAUUCUUCACACCUACCAACAAGAACGGGCACCGAUUGCUGAGCGAUUACUGAAAUUUGAUGAAGAGAUAUACAAUGCUAUUUCGGAUAAAUGCCACGGUAAUGAUACAAGCGGACUUCUGGCCACAUUGGCAAAAGAGAAUACAUCCGCUUCUGGACUGAGUAUCGAGUAUGGUAGCAACCUACUCGUCAGCGACACUCCACACCUGAGCUCGGUCUUUUUGAAGCUUGGAUCAAGGUUGCCAGAUUUACAUGUCCUCAAUCACAGUGACGGGCACACCUGGAGUGUGCACUCACUUCUAAACGUUUCAGGUUCGUGGAGCUUGUUGAUUUUUGGAGCUGACCUGGCCGAUAAAGGUCAAAUGCAGCGUCUCCAGACAUUAGCGACAAAGCUAUCUAUGCAGCAUUCUACCAUACAGCGAAUUAAUCGACGCAGCAAGCAACUAAGCUUUGGUGGCAUUCGGCCUUAUUUGAUUUACUCAACGAUAAAGGAUGGAGUAAAUUUACACAAAGUUUCGAGUCUAUUUUUCCCAAACGAAGGUGCGCUUGGCUUUGCGUAUGACAGGAUAUUUGCUGAUCCUGCUGAUGCCACGGUAUUAAAGCAGGGGGAAAUGAAUCUUCACCAAACGUUGGGCAUAUCUCGCGCAGGCGGUAUGAUCCUCAUCCGUCCGGAUCAUCACAUAGCCUUUGGUGGGACACUGGAAGAAGAUUUAGCGCUUGACGAUUUCCUUUUAAGAUUUUGGCUCCUUGAGUGA
Messenger RNA from Clonostachys byssicola, 1698 nucleotides. NCBI's taxonomy places the organism in Eukaryota, Fungi, Ascomycota, Sordariomycetes, Hypocreales, Bionectriaceae. The record is from the annotation of a GenBank genome assembly.